This is a messenger RNA of Anas platyrhynchos (mallard), 7910 nucleotides long. It is a transcript of the gene RAD54L2, whose product is annotated as RAD54 like 2. Gene Ontology annotation, cellular component: nucleus. The record is from RefSeq and is a predicted model, not a curated record. NCBI's taxonomy places the organism in Eukaryota, Metazoa, Chordata, Aves, Anseriformes, Anatidae. Gene Ontology annotation, molecular function: ATP hydrolysis activity; ATP binding.
GCCACUAGUUGAGCUGGCUGGCGGGCUGCAUGAAUGGGACCCGAUCCCGACGGCGCGCAGCUCCGCCGCUCCAGCCGGGGGAGAGGAGCCAGGCGUCCCCCGCGCGCGCCCUCCCCUCUGCGCCCCGCUCCCUGGGCGCACUGAGGGUGCUGCGGCAUCGCCUCCCGGAGCCACGCCGGGCACUGCCAGUCCCUGGUGGAGCAGCAGCCACCUGGGGCAGGGCUGUGGCGUUUGCCUCCUCCAGGGAGGGCAGAGCAGUUUUUUAUUUAGACCCAACACGAGGCGUAUUUAACCAGUUAUGUAACGGUGACCCUGCUCCGUCUCCGCCGAGUUCGGGGCAGAUAGGUGCACGCCGAUUGCCAGCGCGCCGGCUGAGUGGGUUUGCGCACCGGGAGCUCCUCACCAAAGGUAUUUUCGGAAACCUUAAGGAUCCAGGACUGUUUUCUCAGGAGGCAUUUCCUGCCUGCGAGCUGAGUGGCCGGCGAGGGCAGGUUUAGCGCUCACCAGGCUGAGGGCAGAGAUACCGACUUGUUGGGAGCCACUGGAAACUUUUCCUCCAGACCCUGAGCCCGGAAUAUACCGGGAGGGCCGGGAGCACACGGCCACGUUGAACAAGCGCUGGGACAGAGGUGCGGGCAGAAGGCGGUGCCCAGAGCAGCAUGUUACUCCUGGAUGAGUCCCAGCAGUUCCCAGACCAACCCCAAGAAGCCGUGUUCAGCAGUGACCAUGUUGAGCAGGCGGAGGAUGGAGAAUGGCAGCGCUCGACUUCAACUACCUCAUCUCAGAGUGAGCGGGCAGAGCAACUCUUGCAGAACCAGCACAAGAGCCUGGCCUCUGAGGACACCAAAAAGAAGAGGGCUCAGAAACCCUCUCACAUGCGGAGGAACAUAAGAAAGCUGUUGCGUGAGGACCAACUCGAAGCCGUGACAAAAGCAGCCCAGCAGGAAGAGUUGGAGAGAAGAAAGCGGCUAGAGCAGCAGCGGAAGGAUUACCCAGCCACUAUCCCAACCGUACCCCUAGAGUUUCUUCCUGAAGACAUCGUUUUCAGAACAGCAGAAGCUACCCAGCUCCCCCCUCAGGUCCUUGCUGAGGAAGUGAUCUGUCUCGAUAGUACCAGCAGUGGCAGUGAAGAUGAUGCUAAAGGAAAAAAUAACAUUAAAGAUGAAGUGAUUGAGCUGAGUUCGGGAGAGGAUGAUGCCCUCCAAAUCGUGGACAGCAGUGACUCUGGCAAUGAAGGGGAGGAAGAUGGCAGCGAAGAGAGCAGUGGCUCCCAUGUGAAUGAUGCCUUAAAUCAGUCCGAUGCUUUGGGGCAGGUCAUUGUCAACAUCAACCAUCCACCAAACGAGGAGGAUAUCUUCCUGGCUCCCCAGCUUGCACAUGCAGUAAAACCUCAUCAGAUUGGUGGGAUCCGAUUCCUGUAUGACAACUUGGUCGAGUCCUUGGAGAGAUUUAAAACCAGCAGUGGGUUUGGGUGUAUUUUAGCACAUAGCAUGGGCCUGGGCAAGACCAUACAGGUCAUCUCUUUCUUGGAUGUACUUUUUCGGCACACAGAGGCAAAGACUGUUCUUGCCAUUGUACCUGUGAACACGCUCCAAAACUGGCUAGCAGAAUUCAACAUGUGGCUCCCAGCACCUGAAAACCUUCCUGCUGAUUACAACUCCAAAGAGGUCCAGCCCCGCACCUUCAAAGUCCACAUCCUGAAUGAUGAACACAAAACAACAGCUGCACGUGCAAAGGUGGUGAAUGACUGGGUGAUAGAGGGUGGUGUGCUGCUGAUGGGAUAUGAGAUGUACCGUCUCCUCUCACUGAAGAAGUCCUUUGCCACUGGCAGGAAGAAGAAAACAAAGAAGCAAACUGGCCCUGUCAUUAUUGACUUGGAUGAGGAAGACCGGCAGCAAGAGCUUCUGAAAGGGAUUGAGAAAGCUUUGUCUCGCCCUGGCCCAGAUGUCGUGAUAUGUGAUGAGGGACACCGAAUAAAGAACUGCCAUGCCAGCACUUCGCAGGCCUUGAAGAACAUCCGCUCCCGCCGGCGGGUGGUGCUGACUGGCUACCCACUCCAGAACAACCUCAUCGAGUACUGGUGCAUGGUAGACUUUGUCCGGCCUGACUUUCUAGGCUCGAGGCAGGAAUUCAGCAACAUGUUUGAGCGCCCCAUCCUGAAUGGGCAGUGUAUUGACAGCACCCCUCAAGAUGUCCGUCUCAUGAGGUAUCGCAGCCACGUCCUGCAUAGCCUGCUGGAGGGCUUUGUGCAGCGGCGAGGUCACAAUGUGCUGAAGGUUCAACUCCCCUCUAAGGAAGAACAUGUCAUUUUGGUACGUCUGUCAAAGAUCCAGCGGGCCCUUUAUACGGAGUUCAUGAACCGGUUCCGCGAUGCAGGCAACAGUGGCUGGCUGGGACUGAACCCUCUCAAAGCUUUCUGUGUCUGUUGUAAGAUCUGGAACCAUCCUGAUGUGUUAUAUGAAGCUCUGCAAAAGGAGAAUCUAGCAAACGAGCAGGACUUGGAUGUGGAUGACCUUGGCACAGCAAGUAGUAAUUCCCGCUGCCAGCCUCAGGGAAUUAAAGUCAAAACAGAGAGUAAUGCUUUGGCAUCACCGGUUGGAGAAGCUACCAACAGCAAGUUCCUCCAGAGCGUUGGCUUCAACCCCUUUCAGGAGAGAGCAAAUCAAGUCGUUACUUACGAGUGGGCCAAAGACAUCUUGUGUGAUUACCAGACGGGUGUCUUGGAGAACUCACCCAAGAUGGUGUUACUGUUCCACCUCAUUGAGGAAAGUGUGAAGCUUGGAGACAAGAUUUUGGUCUUCAGCCAGAGCUUGUCCACUUUAUCUGUCAUCGAAGAGUUUUUGGCGAAGAGACCAAUGCCAAGUCCUCCAGGCUCAGAUGGAGGAGUUCACAACUGGGUCCGAAACAUCAACUAUUACAGACUGGAUGGCAGCACCUCUGCCUCAGAAAGGGAACGACUGAUUAACCAGUUCAAUGACCCCAGUAACACUUCUGUGUGGCUCUUCCUUUUGUCCACGCGUGCGGGGUGUUUGGGUGUCAACCUCAUUGGAGCAAACAGAGUGGUGGUGUUUGAUGCUUCUUGGAACCCGUGCCACGACGCCCAGGCUGUGUGCCGAGUGUACCGCUACGGGCAGAAGAAGCCGUGCCACAUUUACAGACUGGUGUCUGAUUAUACCCUUGAGAAGAAGAUCUAUGACCGUCAGAUCUCCAAGCAGGGCAUGUCAGAUCGGGUGGUGGAUGAUCUGAACCCAGUGCUGAACUUUACCCGACGGGAGGUAGAGAACCUGCUGCAUUUUGUGGAAGAAGAAUCCGACCCUGCUCAGCUCUCCCUCAAUCCAAGCAAGAUGAAGGAGUCGGUUCUACAAUUAGCCUGUCUCAAGUAUCCUCACCUCAUCACCAAGGAGCCUUUUCAGCAUGAGUCACUGCUGAUUGACCGGAAGGAGCACAAGCUGACCAAGGCAGAGAAGAAAGCAGCCAAGAAAAGCUACGAGGAGGAAAAGCGAGCAUCCGUCCCCUACACCCGGCCGUCCUACGCACAGUAUUACCCAGCCAGUGACCAGAGUCUGACGAGCAUCCCUGCCUUUAGCCAGAGGAACUGGCGACCAGCCCUCAAGGGUGAGGACAAGCCAGUGGCAAGCGUCCGCCCAGUUCAAUCUACCCCCAUUCCUAUGAUGCCCCGUCACGUCCCCAUGGGCAGUGCAGGAUCAACCUCAAGUUCCAACCCUGCUGUCAACUUCCCCAUCAACUAUCUACAGCGAGCUGGCGUCCUGGUGCAGAAGAUUGUCACCACCACAGAUAUUGUGAUUCCGGGUACAAACACAUCCACUGAUGUACAGGCAAGAAUCAGUGCUGGUGAGAGCAUCCACAUUAUCCGAGGGACGAAAGGGACGUACAUCCGGACCAGCGACGGGCGGAUUUUUGCUAUCCGGACCACUGGGAAGCCCAAGGGCAAUGAAGAUCGUCGGACAGCUGCCUCAGGCUCCCAGAGCUCGUCGCUGGAGUCCGCGAGCAACGGCAGUCACAGUGCCUCAUCACCACAGCUCCCCAGCGCGGAGGAGCUCACUCGGCCCAUAUCCCCCGACAGCCCCGAGAUCAUCAGCGAGCUGCAGCAGUACGCAGAGGCCGCGGCAGCCCGGGAGUCCCGGCACAGCUCUCCCAGCACCAACGCUGCCCAAGGCCACCCUGCCCGCACGGACAACGCGCCUGGCCUAGCAGCUCGAGGAGCCGAGCAGCGUGCUGGGAUUCACUGCAUGGCUCCCUCCGUGUCUUCAGCCUUGCCGGCCAGCAGCCAGCACGCGGAUGCCCACUCGGUGUUGGACUUACGGGGCAACAAGCGCAAGUCAAGCUCGCCGUCGGCUCCGGAGGAGCAAGCCCUCAGGCAGCAGAAAAAGCGCCAGUUGCCAUCAUCCGUGCAGCCGUAUGAACACGGGUACCCUGUCUCUGGUGGGUUCGCCAUGCCUCCUGUCUCUUUAAACCACAACCUAACCCAUCCGUUUGCCUCCCAACCAGGAAACUCCUUGUACAUGGGCACUGGGUCCUCUUACUACCAGCUGUCCAAUUUACUCCCAGACCCUCAUCUGGUGUUCCCUGUGACUACUGACCCUCUGCUGACAGCCGGCACCGCCAGCUCUUCUGCUGCUACCUCAGUCACCGCCAGCGUCCCCUCGUUCAUGCUAAACCCUUCUCUGACAGGGGUGCUGCCCAGUUACUCGCUUCCCUUCACGCAGUCACUCCUGCCCGAGCCCAGGAUGUUUGCUCCUUUCCCAGCCCCCAUCUUGCCUAGCAGCCUUCCCAGGAGCAUGGCAUCUGCCUACCCUGGCUACGUGUCCCCUCACUCGGGCUACCCGGCCGGGGGCCUCCUUCGGUCCCAGGUGCCUCAGUUUGAACCCCAGGAGGUCCCAGAGGUGGGAUGCAGCUCUAAUGACGAGGACAAAGACGACGAUGUUAUAGAGAUCACAGGGAAAUAAUGGGCCUGGCUCCUGCUCGGUCUCAGCUCCACCAGGAGGCAAAAAAAGUUGCAGGACCUUCUUGGGAGUCAGGAUUUCCCCUCUGGGCCACAGCAGUGGGUGGAGAAGGAUGCGAAGGGUGUGGCGUGGUGUUUGUUUUCUUUUCGUUUUGUUUUGUUGGUUUGUUUGUUUUUUAGCUGUCAAGGAUCUGAAUUGUACUGGGAGCUGGGAGAUGGGUGGGGGGCGUAGAGCGGACCUGCGAGGGCCGGGGGGAGCAAGAGCCAGGGGAGGAGGGAAGCAGUAACGCAGACCAUAGGAGUGCCUCCCUCCCACGCUCUGUCUGUCUGUCUGUCUCUGUUCUGUCUUGUCUGAAAGGGGGAGGCUUGGUGCCACGAGUCCCUGCCCUUCGCAGGCCUGGAGGCACGGGCUUGACCGCUGGCAGGGCUGAGCUCCUCCUCACACAAACUGCCUUAUCUGUGAACUUCUCUCACUUGGGGAGGGGCGGGCCGGGGGCAGUGACUCCAGCAGAGGUUGGGGGCGAAGCAUUUUUACUGGGGAGGGAGAGGGGGGACUUUACAUUGUGUGUGUUGGGGGGGGGGGAAGGGGGAGGGAUUGAUGUUUUUUACCAAAAAAAAAAAAAAAAAGGAAAAAAAAAAAUCACCCCACCAACAAUUUGUCAACUUCUAUCAAAUUCACAUGAAACUUGAGUGAGGGCUCCCCGGGCCCCUGUGGGUCCCACCCAAGCAGCAGAGCCAAGCCAGACCUGGUGGUGGCCACUGGAGGGGAAUCCUGGUGACUCCCCCAGCUCCAUGACCCAGUGCAUCCGGGGGUUGCUGGGCUUGCUGCUCCUUCUGAACAGCACCAGGCACCAGAGGAGGUUGGGAUGGGACGUGGUUCUGGCCCCAGUGCCCCUUGCUGGUGACUCUGAUUGGAGCAACUUCCCCCUGCACAGAACCUCUACCUUAAUUUAUUACGCCAAGGCAUAAUAUUUAUUGUUGGGGGGGCUCUUUCCUUCGAUUUUUAAAUUAAUUUCCAUAUUAAAAAAAAAAUAAUAAUAAUAAAAUGUUGGCCUCUGUCCUGCAGUGGUUGCUCGUCGGGUUGUCUGUGUGGGGAGAAGCAGCCAGCUGCCCAGAGCACAGCCGCGGCAGCUCCCUGUAGCACCCCCAGGAGCUCCCCUCUGCUGCUGGGGAGCAGCAGGAGGGAGGACAGAGUCCCCUCGCUGUGUCAGGGCAGGUGGAGGAGCACGUGUGGGAGCUUCUUGUGCUUGGUCCUGGUGAGGAGGAGGAGGGCGUGAGGAAGGGUUGGCCCUGGCACUGACAGCGAGCACGCAGGCUGCUCCUCUCCGUGCCAGGGCUCUGGAGGAGAGGCAGCUCCAUGCAGGUCCCAUGAGCACAGCUGGAUGUGUGUGGGGGGUGAACGCCCCGGGAUGGGGCCCUGCAGUCCGGGACCCUCUUUGUCCCCAUCUGGCUGUCACCAGGCCGGGUCUGCGCCUUGGGGGCCUGCCCCAGAGCAGGGCUGGGAUCUUGGAGCAGGGGCAGCUUCUAAGGGCCUGCUGUGAAAGCAGCAGUCACUGAUACCUGCUGGGACCAGGUAGGGAAGGGCAGGAUGUCCUGUCAUCCUUCACCAACGGUGAGCUGGAGACCUCCCCUCUUGAGAGAGAAAGAGAGAGCAAGGGGCUGUGUGUGUGCUCGUGUGUCACAACGACAAUAAAAAAACGUUCCAGGGCUUUCCUAGUGUCUUUCUCUGUUUAAUGGACAUUGUCUGUCGAACAUAACCACACCAUUCAUAGAAGCCUUAGAUCAACAGUUUAGCUAUGCAAAUUAUUUUAAUUAUUUUUUUAAAAAAAGACAAACAUUAAAAUAGUGCUUUCUUCUUUAACAUAUCCUAGGAGUUGAAAACCGAGGGGUUCUGAGCAAACUGCUGGACAACUUGUCUUUGGAUGCACCAUGGAAAUAAAAAUCAAACCCCCCCACAAAAGUAACAAAGCAAAUUAACUGAUGGUGUUCAUGCAAGUUUCUCCAAAGACUUGACAGUGCUGCAUCUGUGAGUCAUGCCCUCCUGUGCUCUGUGUGUCCCCCUCAUGCGCAAUCCUGUGCCACUGAUUGUAUGACGAGUUCGCCCAGAUGUCCGUUGCAUCCCUGUGAGGCUGUCAGAUUGCCGGUGGAUUUGGGGGAAGGGGGCAGAGGCGAGGGCUUUCCUUGGCCAGAAUAGCCAGGGGUGAGACCAGCGGGCUUGUGAGCAGGACCCGGAGGAGGCCGGAGUGGGAGCAGACUGGCACCGGCACCCUGCUGCAGCCCAGCUCCGCGGCGCUGGUCAGUAUAGCAGAGUUCCUCUGGGGGAAGCCUCCCAAUGGGGCUUUUCUGCAGCCCUGCACUGCAGCAGGGCACAGAGAUGUCCCUGGCACACCCGUGGGUGCUGGAGGUGGCCGUAGCCCGCAGGGAGCAGGCUGGGUGCCACCAGGUGGCCGCUCUGCUGGUGGCCUCCCUGUGUCAAGCACCGGGUGCCCCGCUGGCCAAGUGCCUGCCGUGAGCCCCCGCUGCCCAGCCGAGCACAGCAGGGCCCUGUGCCCCCUCCUGCUCCCUGCCAGCCCACGGCGCCCUUGUGGAGAGGGGACAGGUCCCCUGCAGCCAUCAGAGCCUUGGCCAGGAGGUGGCUGCCACCCCUGGGUGAGGGGCCCUGGGGCUGCUCCUCGCUCUCCGUGGGGAUCAUCCAGGGCGUUCCUGCAGCAGGGGACCUCUCCGAGCCCUUACAUCUCCUCUCCCAUGGGUCUCCUCUCCCCUCCCCACCCUUCUCCCAUCCCUAACGCGUGGUUCUGCUGCAGAGGGUCCUGUCCUGGAACGGGGGCUUUCCCCUCACAGCUUAGAUCUUCCUUUUUUUUUUUUCUUUUUGCUGCUGAAUUUCUGUCUCCAAAUGACCGGCUGGAAGCGGCUGCCGGCGCGCAGCAGGGCUGCGGGUGGUGCUGAG